Messenger RNA from Megalopta genalis, 1679 nucleotides. NCBI's taxonomy places the organism in Eukaryota, Metazoa, Arthropoda, Insecta, Hymenoptera, Halictidae. The record is from RefSeq and is a predicted model, not a curated record.
AGUAAAUUUCAUUUUUGACGUGAACAGAGUGGGAACUCUGUGAGUUGUAUUCUGAAAGAUUCUAGUACGGCGUGGCGCGCCUUUGACGAAAAUACUAUUAUAGAAUGGGAAGAUUAAGGUGUAGUGCUAUAUUUGUAAUAAUAUCCUUAUUAAUUGAAACAAAUGGCUUCUAUGUGCCCGGUGUUGCUCCUGUGGAGUUUACAAAGGGGCAAAAAAUUGAUGUCAAGGCAGUUAAAAUGACCAGCACCCAUACACAGUUACCAUAUGAAUAUUAUUCUAUUCCAUUAUGCAGACCAAAAAGUGUUUUUGUUUAUAAAUCCGAAAAUUUAGGAGAAGUAUUACGCGGCGAUAGAAUUGUGAAUACUCCGUACGAAGUAACCAUGGCAGAAAAUGUAAGCUGCAAAUUAUUAUGCCAUGGACCAAAUAGUAGUAUGACAUGGACCGAGGAAGAAUCGCAGCAAGUAAUAGAGCGCAUCCAACAUGAUUACACAGUGCAUUUAUUAAUAGAUAACUUGCCAGCAGCUACAAAGAUGUUUGACAAAAACACAAACAAUGUGAUUGUAUAUCAAGGAUAUCGUUUGGGUGGUGUUGUAAAUGAUCAAUUUUAUAUUAAUAAUUAUCUGAAGCUAGAAUUAAGUUAUCAUGAAUAUGGAAAGAAUGCGUAUAGAGUAGUUGGGUUUGAUGUGAAAGCUCGGAGUAUCGAUACAAAUCAAUUGAAAUUCGAUGGAAAUACUUGUAUAUUGCCAUCAGAUGCAAAUCGGCAAUUUGUGAAUCCUAAGGGAACCAAGCUUUGGUUCUUGUAUUCUGUUGAAUGGAAGCUAUCUGACAUAAGUUGGGCUAGUAGAUGGGAUGUAUAUCUAGGAAUGAGCGAUGUCGAAAUUCAUUGGUUCUCGAUCAUUAAUUCUCUUAUUGUUGUUCUUUUCCUUUCUGGAAUUUUGACAAUGAUCAUAGUUCGAACUCUGAGAAGAGACAUUGCACGUUACAAUGCUGGCGAGAGCGAUAGUUUGGCAGGUUUGGACGAGACAAUCGAAGAAACUGGCUGGAAAUUGGUCCAUGGAGAUGUAUUUCGACCUCCGCCACAUCCUCGAUUAUUUGCUGCUGUAAUAGGCAGUGGAAUACAAAUAUUUUUUAUGGCCUUGAUAACAAUAUUCUUUGCUAUGUUGGGCAUGCUGUCCCCUGCCAGUAGGGGUGCACUUGGAACUAACGCGAUAUUUUUAUACGUAUCUUCCGGUUUAAUAGCUGGAUAUUUCUCUGCGCGACUUUAUAAAACUAUGCGUGGGAGAAAGUGGAGGAGGACAGCAUUAUUGACAGCGACUCUGUAUCCUGGCAUUGUAUUCACCACUUGUUUCUUUCUAAAUUUCUUUAUAUGGGGGAAACACAGUUCUGGCGCAGUACCAUUCACAACGAUGUUAGCAUUGUUGUGUCUCUGGUUUGGCAUAUCACUUCCUUUGGUGUAUUUAGGAUACUAUUUUGGUUAUCGUAAACAGCCUUUCACACAUCCGGUUAGAACAAAUCAAAUUGCUAGACAAGUUCCUGAUCAAUUGUGGUAUAUGAAUCCAAUAUUGUGUACAUUAAUGGCCGGAAUCCUACCAUUUGGAGCAGUCUUUAUAGAAUUAUUUUUUAUCCUGACUGCAUUAUGGGAGAAUCAGUUCUAUUAUCUCUUUGGAUUCCUGUUUCUU